ACCAACGGUAGUCAAGGUGCAAGAAUUAUGCUUGUUGGCGAAGCUCCAGGAGUAAACAACGACCUUAAAGCAAGCGGAAUGCUAGAUAAGAUACUUAGUGUCGUCCAGCAGACAAUAGAAAGCUAACUCGACGACAGGUGCAGAUCAUUCGUUGAGAAUCACACCGCACUGAUUCCUCAUUUGAGUUGGACGUAUCUCAUGUUGCAGUCUUGCUGAUAACACAAAACCUAUAUCUACUUUGCGUGACAGGUUCAUAAGUAUCAGUACUAAUCCUAUUCGAUUACCACAGCUUUUAUAUUUCAUGCAGCUUACUUACUUCGUCAAUCAACGCAAAAACGUUUA
This is a messenger RNA of Brugia malayi, 342 nucleotides long. The record is from the annotation of a RefSeq genome assembly. NCBI's taxonomy places the organism in Eukaryota, Metazoa, Nematoda, Chromadorea, Rhabditida, Onchocercidae.